Messenger RNA from Penicillium canariense, 1083 nucleotides. It is a transcript of the gene dspC, whose product is annotated as dual specificity phosphatase YVH1. Gene Ontology annotation, biological process: protein dephosphorylation. The coding region runs from base 1 to 1083 and encodes 360 amino acids. Gene Ontology annotation, cellular component: nucleus. The record is from RefSeq and is a predicted model, not a curated record. NCBI's taxonomy places the organism in Eukaryota, Fungi, Ascomycota, Eurotiomycetes, Eurotiales, Aspergillaceae. Gene Ontology annotation, molecular function: protein tyrosine/serine/threonine phosphatase activity. The transcript is spliced from 4 exons.
AUGGCCAUGAAUCAGAUCCCCGGCCAUAACAUCUAUAUCGGCGGGAUCUUCUGCCUCAAGAAUAAAGCCGCCUUGGCUCGAGCAGAUAUCACACAUGUCCUGUCUGUGCUACGGCUGAACCCGGUAGAGGAAACCUUUGCAUCGUAUCAGCAUCUAUCUAUAGCGGUAGAUGAUGUCGACGACGAGAAUCUACUGGAACAUUUCCCUGCCGCCGUCCGGUUCAUCCAGGCCGGCUUAGAUGGGGGCGGGGGCGUUCUGGUGCAUUGUGCAAUGGGGAAGUCCCGGUCCGCAGCCGUGUGCAUUGCCUAUCUGCUCCACCAGCAGCCCGGUGCGCUCACACCACAAUCUGCCCUGGAGGGUUUGAGGCAAUCCAGGCCGCUCUGUGAGCCCAAUGACGGCUUUAUGAAACAGCUGGCGCUCUACCACGAGAUGGGCUGCCCAGAUGAUGUCACAGAUAACCCUGUAUACCAGCGCUGGCUAUAUCACCGUGAUGUCGAGGAGAGUGUGGCGUGUGGCCGUGCACCGGAGAUGAGGUCGGUGCGCUUUGAAGAUGAGCUGCCCGUUCAGCCCAAAGAAAACAAUACCGGCCGCUCAGUGGAGAUUAAGUGUCGCAAGUGCCGGCGCACCCUCGCAACAAGCUCGUUCAUCAUCAAUCACGAGCCGAACCAGCCGAACCACGCCAAGGUGCAAUCAGGGACGGAAUGUGCUCAUGUGUUUCUCCAUCCACUGAAAUGGAUGCGCCCCAGUCUAUUCCCAUCCGCAGCUGAGAAUGGCUCGGACCCUGAUGCGGAUUCGACAUACGACGAAUACUCCGCCGAUGCCCCUUUAUCAGGCCGCCUAACUUGCCCCAACUCCGGCUGCGGGGCUAACGUUGGCAAGUUCGCGUGGCAAGGCAUGCAAUGCAGCUGUGGUGGGUGGGUGGUGCCUGCUCUCGGGCUUGCGAAAGCCCGGGUGGAUAUCGCCAGUCAGAUAAAUCGGGCAACACGGGGUCCAGCGGGCCCAGCAGCCCUAGGUAUCCGUCUGCCUCCGGGAAUGCGCCCACCUGCGACCGAGGACCCAAAUUCUGGGCGCGGCAACCUCUGA